Molecule: messenger RNA, 751 nt
Organism: Phytophthora nicotianae INRA-310
Lineage: Eukaryota; Oomycota; Peronosporomycetes; Peronosporales; Peronosporaceae
Exons: 2
Coding region: 14-703 (229 amino acids)
Source: RefSeq, a predicted model, not a curated record
AGCUACCGUGGACAUGAGUUCCCGUGACUUGGACCUGGUCGCUGUGUGCAGCUUCCUCAAUGAGCGAAGUCUCGACGAGAUCAUCCAGUAUGGAGCCAUCGGUGCUACUUCCGACAGAUGGGCCCACCUUCUCGACGAUAACGACGAAAUGACCGGCGAAUCCUCCGUAACGGGGACCACGUCGGACGAAGCCAGUGACAGUGAGGACCCCCCACCAGCUAUGGUGAUCAGGCAGUACCCCAAGAAGCCAAAGAAGCCCAAGACGGAGCUCCAACGGAAGCUCCAGCAGGUAUACGACAAGAAAAGUCGAAUCAACAAACGAGCACGACAUAACGCAUUGGGGGGAUCAUUCGUCCUGGUCCUCCAGGAAUUCGUGGGGUUAAUGCAGUUCCGCAUCGUUACAACGGAGCGCGACAUAGGCCUACUCUGCCUCGCUAAGAAGAACGGAGUGUUCAUGCCGACUGGAGAAAACACGCAACUUCAGUUGGAGCUCAACCAAGGAGCACUGGAGUGUAUCAAGGUCACUGUGGAGGAUUGGAAGAAGAGGAAGAAUGGAGAGACGGGCAAGUGCUUCUUAAAGCACAUCAGUACGGAGAUUCAACAUCUUCUCGACAAUUUGCUGAUGCUUGGCGAACAGUUGCGAGUAGCUAUGGAGGAGCUGCGAUGGCGACUUGAAGGGAACAGUACUGGGGUGUGGGUGUAGAAUAUAUGUAAAGUAAAUGCGAAUGUUUUAUAUUGUUUUGUUGAGGUA